This is a messenger RNA of Leptidea sinapis, 853 nucleotides long. RefSeq names its product transient receptor potential cation channel subfamily V member 4 (gene iav). The record is from RefSeq and is a predicted model, not a curated record. Gene Ontology annotation, cellular component: membrane. Gene Ontology annotation, biological process: calcium ion import across plasma membrane. Bases 54 to 809 code for a protein of 251 amino acids. Gene Ontology annotation, molecular function: calcium channel activity. Lineage: Eukaryota; Metazoa; Arthropoda; Insecta; Lepidoptera; Pieridae. The transcript is spliced from 6 exons.
CGUCGAAUCUGCUCCUUUUGCUGUGUAUUCCGGCCAGGUUGAGCAAACAGACCAUGCUCGAAGAAGCUAUAUUACUGUUUCUCCUUCCAGGAUCAUGGUUUCUACUGAUGUUCUUUGCCGGCGCAGUAAAACUAACCGGUCCAUUCGUGACCAUGAUAUACAGCAUGAUAACUGGUGAUAUGUUUACCUUUGGCAUCAUCUACUGCAUCGUUCUCUUUGGCUUCUCUCAGUCUUUCUACUUUCUGUACAAAGGAUUCCCCAAUGUGCAGUCAACUUUAUUCUCAAGUUACCCCAGCACGUGGAUGGCGUUGUUUCAAAUUACUCUCGGAGACUAUAGUUACACAGAUCUCGGGCAGACAACAUACCCCAAUCUAUCGAAGACAGUGUUCGCUUUAUUCAUGGUAUUCGUUCCUAUUCUGCUGCUAAACAUGCUUAUUGCCAUGAUGGGGAACACCUACGCUCAUGUCAUCGAGCAGUCGGAGAAGGAAUGGGUGAAACAGUGGGCGAAGAUUGUCGUGUCACUUGAGCGUUCAGUAUCUCAGGAAGACGCACACAAGUAUCUGCAGGAGUAUUCCAUAGGGCUGGGGCCUUCUGACGACCCUCGGUAUGAACAGCGAGGGGUUAUGGUCAUCAAGAGCAAGGCCAAGACUAGAGCUAAGCAACGGAAAGGCGCGCUGGCCAAUUGGAAGCGCGUGGGCAAAGUGACAAUAGCUGAGUUGCGUCGCCGUGGCAUGAGCGGCGAGGACCUACGGCGACUGAUGUGGGGACGGGUGUCGAUAUCCACUCCGACCAGAGCACCGCGCCCGUGAGUUUAGCUGGAUUUAUAUGACACACUGUACACUGGCUGUCACCC